This is a messenger RNA of Ramularia collo-cygni, 3900 nucleotides long. RefSeq names its product related to IkappaB kinase complex, IKAP component. NCBI's taxonomy places the organism in Eukaryota, Fungi, Ascomycota, Dothideomycetes, Mycosphaerellales, Mycosphaerellaceae. The transcript has a single exon. Gene Ontology annotation, molecular function: protein binding; tRNA binding. Gene Ontology annotation, cellular component: elongator holoenzyme complex; cytosol. The record is from RefSeq and is a predicted model, not a curated record. The coding region runs from base 1 to 3900 and encodes 1299 amino acids. Gene Ontology annotation, biological process: tRNA wobble base 5-methoxycarbonylmethyl-2-thiouridinylation.
AUGAGAAACCUCCGCAACCUCAAAAACACAUGCCUCUCCUUCCCCACAGAAUCAUCAUCAUCAUCAUUACAGUCCUCCGCACCUCUCACAGCAACCACAUGGGACGGUCAAUCCCUCCUCCUGGCCUUUGGUCCAACUUCUUCAAGUCCCCAAAUAACACUCAAACGUCUUCCACCACACUCCUGGAAUCCCGCCCAAGCUCUGACAAUAGCAUCCUGGGAUGCUCCUUCUCCAACACCGGACAUUGAAUAUGAUGCCAUCCUCUCCCUGCACACCCUCCCAGACACCGGAUCCAUCUGCCUGGUAUUAGCGGGAGGCGACAUCAUCCUAGUCCGUGAAGAUCCUCAAAAUGGGGAAGAUCUGAUCGAAAUCGUCGGAUCCGUGGAUGCUGGCAUUUCUGCCGUGGCUUGGUCCCCGGAUGAGGAGUUGUUGGUGAUUGCGACCAAGGCGGAAACUCUACUGUUCAUGACGAGAGAGUUUGAGGGUACCGCGACGAUAACUUUGACGGAAGAGGAUCUCAAGGUCAGUAAUCAUGUGGAUGUCGGGUGGGGAAAGAGGGAGACGCAGUUCAAAGGUAGAGGUGCAAAGGCCAUGCGAGAUCCUACCGUCCCAGAACAUGUAGAUGAGGGGAGGCUGAGUGAGUUGGAGGAUGAGCAGAGGACGACGAUCAGUUGGAGAGGCGAUGGGCAGUUUGUGGCGGUCAACAGUGUGAUCGAGGGUGAAGUGCGGAGGCGAAUCAUCCGAGUCUACUCGAGAGAGGGCAUUUUGGAGAGCGUCAGUGAGCCCGUGGAUGGGCUUGAAGCGGCCUUGAGUUGGAAACCUAGCGGGCAGAUCAUUGCCGGGGUCCAAAGACGAGACGAGGGUGUGGACGUUGUGUUUUUCGAGAAGAAUGGACUCCGGCAUGGAGAAUUCAAUCUACGACUGGAAAAGGAGAUGCCGCAAAGCCGCAUUGAUCUCGCUUGGAAUAAUGACUCUUCCGUUCUCGCCAUCUCAAUGAAGGACAGGGUGCAGCUGUGGACCAUGGGCAACUACCACUAUUACCUCAAGCAGGAGAUCUUCGUCGCGGGUGCAGAAUCAGAUUUGAUCAGCAGUCAGUGGCAUCCGGAAAAGGCUCUUCAACUAUCGUGCCAUUCGGGAUCCAACCUCCAAAUGCUGGACUACACUUUCGACGUCGCUCGAGGAUCGGUCGCUCCACCUCACGAUCACGGCGUUGUAGCUGUCAUCGACGGCAAGAAACUCAAGAUUACACCUCUCAGGACUGCAAAUGUGCCUCCUCCAAURGCUUUUGACGAGUUUGAGCUACCCGCCAACGCUUUGGAUGUUGCCAUCAGCCAGCAGGGAACAAAGAUUGCUGUCCUGCAUAGAAAUCGUGUCUCUGUCUGGACCUGCGAUUAUGGCUCCAAACCAGCAAAGCGAGCAUCGUUUGAUUCUGAUAUCCCGCUUGCAUUGGAAGACAGCUCAGCUGCUCGGCAUAUCAUCUUCGAGGGGGAUAACAUCGUCAUGAGCACCUCACAUACUGAUGAACAAGACUCUCAUCUUGCGAGACUCUACGGCCAUGAGUCAAAACUUCAAGCACAAAUAUCCCACCCCUUCCCCUGCACAAAUCACGACAGAAUACUCUACCAAACGACCAAGGGCGCCAUCCACGACCUCACCCCCACACCUUCGAAUCUUCCAAUCGGCAAGCUUCCCACACAAUGUGUGGCCGUCGAACUCUGGCAGAGCGAAGACUACAACAUCUUCGUCGGCCUCACGGCCAGCGGGACACUGCACAUCCAAAGUCCUACCCAAAAUCUCAAGAUUCCUUCAUGCACGUCCUUCCUCGUCACCUCAACCCACCUCAUCUAUACCACUUCCUCCCACCUCCUCAAAUUCAUCCAUCUCCACGCUGGAGGAGAGGAUCUCUCUAUCCCUCCUGACGAGCCCGAAACAGAUGAGCGCUGUCGAACRGUCGAACGGGGUGCGAAACUAGUCACUGUCAUGCCUUCCGCUUAUUCUCUUGUUCUGCAAAUGCCUCGUGGGAAUCUGGAGACGAUUUACCCUCGAGCACUGGUCUUGGCGGGAAUCCGAAAGGCUCUCGAUCAGAGAGAAUACAAAAAGGCUUUCUUGAUCUGCAGGACUCAGAGAGUGGRUAUGAAUAUCCUGCAUGAUUAUGCUCCGGAGCAGUUCAUGCGCGAUGUUGAUGUUUUCGUAAGGCAGUUGAAGAAGACGGAAUAUGUGGAUCUGGCAUUGAGUUCGCUUUCAGAGGAGGACGUGAGUAAGACCAUCUACAAGGAUACGAUCAAGUUGWCUGAAGACUUGGGGCUACCAAAUGGUGCGGACGUGGUAGUGCAGCCCGCCACGACAACAUCCAAAGUCAACCGGAUUUGCGACGCCUUCCUCAAAGUCCUCAUGCCACAACAAGCUACGCACCUCCAGAAUAUCGUCACCGCACACGUCAGCAAGAAUCCUCCGGACCUCUCCGCUGGCUUGACGCUCAUAUCCUCACUCAGGAAAGCUUCGGAUGAAGAUGCGCUAGACCACGCAGUCUCCCACAUUUGCUUCCUCGCGGAUGUCAACGCUCUCUACGAUACCUCUCUAUCCCUCUACGAUCUUGACGUUGCAUUGCUAGUGGCGCAACAGUCGCAGAAAGAUCCGAGAGAAUACCUGCCAUAUCUGCAGAAGCUAAGAGACAUGGAGCCUCUGAGAAGGAAGUUUUCCAUCGAUGAUGAUCUCAAACGCUACCAAAAGGCUUUGGGACACCUCCAUUCCCUGGGCGACUUUGAAGAAGUCAAGGCAUACACCGUGAAACAUGACCUAUACACCACUGCUAUUGACACUUACCGCUACGACACACCUCGACUGACAGAACUCAUGCGGCUAUACGCAGACUUCAACUCCAGCCGAAAUCGCUACAAGGAAGCCGGCGUCGCAUAUGRGUAUAUCGGAGAUUUCGAGUCUGCAUGCGAAGCCUACCGCACAGCUGGAGAAUGGAGGGAAUGUCUUUCCUCCGCUCUCCUCAUCGACCCACCCCUCCCCGCCGAGAAAGUCGCGGAGAUGGCGCAAGAAAUGGCGGAUUCCUUGGAAGAAGCCAAAGACUUCCAAAACGCCGCCACCAUCUAUCUUGAGCAUCUCUCCGAUCUCGAAGGCGCCAUUCGUCUUCUCUGCCGCGCAUACCGUUUCGCCGACGCUAUGCGUCUCAUCGCAUUACAUCGCCGACCCGAACUGCUCACAAGCGCAGUGGACUCCGGACUCGUGGAAGCGUCAGCAUCCAUGACGGAAAUGCUCGCGGAAAUGAAAUCCCAACUCCUCGCACAAAUCCCUCGACUCCGCGAACUGCGCAUCAAGAAAUUACAAGACCCCAUGGCAUUUCUCGACCAAGGCGUUGAUGGAGGAGCGGACAAUAUCCCGGAUAACAUCUCUCUCGCCCCCUCGGCCAUGUCGACGAGCGCGGGGACUUUUAUGACGCGCUAUACGAAUCACAGUUUGGGAACUCUGGCGACGAAUGCCACGAGGAAGACGAGUAAGAAUCGACGGCGCGAGGAGCGGAAGCGGGCGAGGGGCAAGAAGGGGACUGUGUAUGAAGAGGAGUAUCUGGUGAAUUCCGUCGAGAGGUUGGUGGAGAGGUGGAAUUCUGUGGUGGGGGAUUGCGAGGCUUUGGUUGGUGGGUUGAUGAGGAGGGCUAUGAGGGAGCGGGCGCGGGCUGUCGAGAGCGCUAUGGGGGAAGUGCGGGAGGCUUGUGAGGGGUGUCUUGAGGAGGUCUUUGCUGGUGGGGAGGCCGGUGAGGGGAAGGAGGAGGAGGGGGAUGAGAGGAGGAUUGUGGGUGGACAGGGAGUUAUGAUUGAGGCGGAAAUUGAGAGCAGGAAGAGGAAGGUUAGGCCGGUUGUCAAGGGGUUUGAGAAGUGUGGGCUGCUGGGGUAG